GAUGUGGCACUGGCAGGUGGCACUGAUGAGCACUGACAGCUGGCACUGAUGGACACGGACAGGUGGCUCUGCUGGGGCUACACUGAUCAUCAGGACACACUGAUCACCAGUGCCCUGAUGAUCAGUGCACAUGGAUGAUCAGUGUAGCCCCAGCAGUGCCACCUGUCAGUGUCCAUCAGUACCCUUGUCAGUGCUCAUCAGUGCCUCGUGCCAGUGCGCAUCAGUGCCGCCUAUCAGUGCCAGUCAGUGCCGCCUAUCAGUGCCAGUCAGUGCCGCCUAUCAGUGCUGCCUAUCAGUGCCAGUCAGUGCCGCCUAUCAGUGCCAUGUAUCAAUGCUGCCUUUCAGUGCCCAUCAGUGAUGCCUGUCAAUGCCCAUCAGUGCCACCUACCAGUGCCUCCUCAUCAGUGCCCAUCAGUGCCACCUAUCAGUGUCCAUCAGUGCAGCCUAUCAGUGCCCAUCACUGCAGCCUCAUUAACGCAUAUCAGUGAC
Messenger RNA from Staurois parvus, 489 nucleotides. NCBI's taxonomy places the organism in Eukaryota, Metazoa, Chordata, Amphibia, Anura, Ranidae. The record is from the annotation of a GenBank genome assembly.